Molecule: messenger RNA, 1187 nt
Organism: Boleophthalmus pectinirostris (great blue-spotted mudskipper)
Lineage: Eukaryota; Metazoa; Chordata; Actinopteri; Gobiiformes; Gobiidae
Gene: fahd1
Product: fumarylacetoacetate hydrolase domain containing 1
Exons: 1
Coding region: 238-900 (220 amino acids)
Cellular component (GO): mitochondrion
Molecular function (GO): acetylpyruvate hydrolase activity
Source: RefSeq, a predicted model, not a curated record
CAAUUUACUACACCAGAGUGUUUAUCAGAACACGUAAACACAUUAUUAUCAGUUUUCUGAUAGAUUACAAGCAAUAUAAUAUAUCCUUUGCGUUUACGCAUAAAAGUAUUUUGUCCCUUUACGCGUACCGUAGGUUAUUCUAGUUGACUAUGUGGGAGUGUAUCAUGGGUAUGGGUCAAAGUUUGAUUUGACAGGAGCAGACUGCUUUAGAGUGACAUAAAUUGACAGUGAACUACAAUGGCAGCAAGAAAUAUAAGUAGAUUUUGGGAAUGGGGCAGGAAAAUAAUUUGCGUUGGACGAAACUAUGCAGAUCAUGCCAAGGAGCUGAAAAAUGCCAUUCCUACGGAGCCCGUGCUUUUUUUGAAGCCGCCGACAGCCUACGUAAGAGAGGGAUCUCCCAUCCUAGUCCCACUGUACACCAGCAACUUGCACCAUGAAGUGGAACUUGGGGUGGUCAUAGGCAAAGGGGGCACGAGCAUCCUUCAGUCUGACGCUAUGGACCACGUGGCGGGAUAUGCCUUAUGCUUGGACAUGACAGCCAGAGACAUCCAGGACGAGUGCAAGUCCAAAGGUCUGCCCUGGACCAUGGCCAAGGCUUUCAACACGUCCUGCCCAGUCAGUGAGUUCAUCCCCAAGGAAAACAUCCCGGAUCCUUCAAAGGUCAAACUGUGGCUCAAGGUGAACGACCAGCUGCGGCAGAGCGGCUGUACGUCACAAAUGAUCUUUUCCAUCCCAUACCUCAUCAGCUAUAUCAGCGACUUCAUCAGCCUGGAAGAAGGAGACCUCAUCUUGACUGGAACCCCCAAAGGCGUCUCCGCUGUGCAGGAGUAUGACGAGCUGCAGGCCGGAAUAGAGGAUGUUCUGACCAUGUCUUUUAAAGUAAACAGACAAGGACAAUGAUCAAACCAACCAAAACUGUGUAGUACUCUAAAGAAUAUGACGGGGCUGAGCUGAGGCUCCAAUAUAAAUUUGUAAAUCUCUAUAUGGUACUGUCACUUGGUGUCCCGCAGGUGGCAGCAGUCGCUCAGGUCUUCUGUCCCCUCCGACUUCUACUGUGCAACUGUUCUACUGUUACCCCAGCCUAAUAUUGUAUCACUUUCAUUGUUCGGCUGGACUUUUGUUUCAAGGUGUUUUGUACAAUGUGAAAAGUACUGCACAAAAUAAUUAAAGAAAAUACUAUUUCAGUA